GGCUCAAAAACCAGGGGGCGUCGUCCGCGAAGGGGCGGGAAUUCCAGACGCGUGGGCUCUCGAGAGCGCGGCGGGGACUUCGGACUUCGCCAUGGCCCGGCGGUGCAAACUGGGGGUUCUCCUGGCGCUCCUGGCCACCCAGCUGGGGUUUUUGGGGCAGUUUCAGCCCACCCGAAGAAGCCUGAGACCGACGGCACGGAGGUCGGUGGAGGCCGAGGCGGAGUUGGAGGAGGCAGAUCUGGAGGAGCUGUCGGACGCGGCGCGGGCCAACGUCGAGAAGCUCAGCUCGGAGAUCAAGGAUCUGAAGGAGAAGAUCGAGGAGAAGCGGGGCGCGCACUCGCGCUUGAAGAUGGAGAUCGACAACUUCCGGCAGCGCACCAAGUCGGAGCUGGCCGCGGCCCGGGGCAAGGCUGCGAUCCCUCUGGUCCAAGAGCUGCUGCCCAUUGCGGACGAGUUCGAAUACGCCAAGAAGAACUUGAACGUCGAGACCGACGGCCAGAAGUCGGUGGUGGAUACCUUCGAGGCGCUCUUUGACAAGAUGCUGCAGAGUUGGAAGAGCCUGGGAAUCGAGAAGAUGGUGAGUGUGGGGGAGGUCUUCAACCCAGAGCUCCACGAGGCGGUGUCUAUGAUGCCCUCCGAGGAGUACAAGGAGGAAGUGGUCGCCAACGAGCUCCGCCCGGGCUGGAUUUUGAAGACGCCAGGCUCCGAGGAGCAGCAGGUUCUGAGAGCCGCUUUGGUGGUCGUCAGUGCAGGGCCUGGCCCCUCGUAAAUGGCCGUGACUGGGCCGCUCCCUAGGACGUCGGCCACGUUUCCUUGGCUCACUCCCGGAGUUCUUCUCGGACUUUACCCGAAGUUUUUCGGGGUUGCGCAACUUCAUUGGUUCAUGCUUUUCUGCACAUCCACUGAAGUGAGUUGGGAAGAACCUGUAGGUGCCUGAAUGACUCAGAGACCAAGGUACAGCCCUUUCCGGCUCGUCGAAAGGUCAAAAUGAAGGUCAAAAA
This is a messenger RNA of Effrenium voratum, 1001 nucleotides long. The record is from the annotation of a GenBank genome assembly. NCBI's taxonomy places the organism in Eukaryota, Dinophyceae, Suessiales, Symbiodiniaceae.